Messenger RNA from Musca vetustissima, 713 nucleotides. It is a transcript of the gene Tcs1, whose product is annotated as threonylcarbamoyl-AMP synthase. Gene Ontology annotation, biological process: regulation of translational fidelity. Gene Ontology annotation, molecular function: double-stranded RNA binding; nucleotidyltransferase activity; tRNA binding. Gene Ontology annotation, cellular component: cytoplasm. The coding region runs from base 1 to 690 and encodes 229 amino acids. The transcript has a single exon. The record is from RefSeq and is a predicted model, not a curated record. NCBI's taxonomy places the organism in Eukaryota, Metazoa, Arthropoda, Insecta, Diptera, Muscidae.
AUGCAGUCAUCGAAUCAAAUUCCUCCCAUUCAUAAUGCAAACGAUGACAAUUCCUUAGGUAUUGCAGCGCAUUACCUCAAAAGUGGAAGUGUUAUUGCUCUGCCCACAGAUACAGUGUAUGGCCUAGCGUGCGAUGCCAACAACGAGACUGCUAUCAAAAAACUUUACACAAUCAAAGGACGUGAUUUCCACAAGCCGGUGGCGAUUUGCGUACGAAAUUUAGCUGAUCUAAAAAAAUAUGGACGAGCGGAACAUUUAAGUGAUACUUUAUUGGAAAAGUUAUUGCCUGGACCUAUAACCAUAGUCAUUGAGCGUUCAAAACAUUUGAGUAAUCCUUUUCUUAACCCCAGUACAAGUAAAAUAGGAAUACGCAUUCCGAAUUUCAAAUUCAUUCAAGACCUUUGUAAAAUCUAUAACGAACAGCCACUGGCGUUGACCAGUGCCAACCGAUCUUCGGAAAAGAGUAGUUUAAAUAUUAAAGAGUUCGAGUGCUUGUGGCCUUCUUUGGGAGGAAUAUUCGAUUGUGGUCAUAUAAGUCUCUCCGAAGAAAGAAGGUCGGCAUCAACCGUUGUUGAUUUGUCUGUGCCGGGCCUAUAUAAAAUAGUUCGUGAGGGCGUUGCUCUGAAAUUUACUCUCGAUGUUUUGAAUGAACACGGCUUGCAGUCAUUUGAGUCGUUGGCAUCAUGUUGAUAUACAUAUAUAUUUAUUGUACA